AUGGCAUGUUGGAUUUUGAAUGAAAAACUCUCGGUCCUGUUAUUAUUGGUGUGGCUGGGAUUGAAUUUAUAUUUGUUUAUUGAUACCUUCCAUUGGUAUGAAGAUGAAGAUGCUUACACUUAUACACGGAUUAUGCUGGGAUCAACGCUGGCUUGGGCAAGAGCUUCUGCAACGUGCCUUAAUUUUAACUGCAUGCUAAUCCUGUUACCAGUCAGUAGAAAUCUUAUUUCAUUCUUAAGAGGAGCAAACAUUUGCUGUGGAGGAGCACUGAGGAGACAGCUUGACAAAAACAUCAUAUUUCACAAGAUGGUUGCCUAUGGAAUAUCUGUAAAUGCAACCAUCCAUAUUGUUGCCCACUUGAUCAACAUCGAGCGGUAUCAUAACAGCCAGUCAAAAGAAGCAGGGGAGUUACAGAAAAAACUUUCUGGCCUUGGCAAGAGCCCAAAUGAAAGCUACUUGAACCCAAUCAGAACCUAUGAAAUGAACACAACAGGAGAGGUGCUGACCACCAUAGCUGGAGUAACUGGAGUUGUGAUAACUGUGGCUCUUGUUUUGAUCAUGACUUCAUCCACAGAGCUCAUCAGAAGGUCCUGCUAUGAGGUGUUCUGGUAUACCCACCACCUCUUUGUGGUUUUCUUUAUUGGUUUAAUAAUCCAUGGUAUGGGUCAGCUAAUCCGAGGUCAGACAUCCCAGAGUCUGCUGCUUCAUAAUGUUACUUACUGCAAAGAUCACUACUUGGAAUGGGAGAAAGUCACUCAGUGCCCUUUGCCGCAGUUUUCUGGCAAGAAACCUGUGGCUUGGAAGUGGGUUUUAAGUCCUGUGGUGUUGUAUAUCUGCGAAAGAAUUGUUAGAUUCUGGAGAUUUCAACAGGAGGUGGUCAUUACUAAGGUGGUGACCCAUUCUUCUGGAGUCCUUGAGCUUCACAUGAAGAAGCAUGGCUUUAAAAUGGAAGCUGGUCAGUACAUCUUUCUGCAGUGCUCAUCGGUGUCGUCGCUGGAGUGGCACCCCUUCACCCUCACCUCAGCUCCUGAGGAAGACUUCUUCAGUGUUCACAUCAGGGUGGUUGGGGACUGGACUGCAGCCCUCUUCAAGGCCUUUGGAGCAGAGGAAAAAGCUUUCAAGGAGUUGUGGAUGUUACCAAGACUGGCUGUGGAUGGACCGUAUGGAUCUGCAACCACAGAUGUUUUUCACUACGGAGUGAGUGUGUGCAUUGCAGCAGGGAUAGGAGUCACACCGUUUGCCUCUAUUUUAAAAUCCAUUUGGUACAAGUGCUGCAAUCCUAACACGGUACUGGCGUUGCAGAAGGUUUAUUUUUACUGGAUCUGUCGAGACCCAUCAACAUUUGAGUGGUUUGCUGAUCUUCUGUUCCUUUUGGAAACAAAAAUGGCUGAAAAGGGGAAAAAUGAUUUUCUAAGUUAUCAUAUAUUUCUUACUGGCUGGGAUGAAAGUCAGGCUACUCACAUAGCCCUACAUUAUGAUGACAAGAUGGAUGUAAUUACUGGUUUGAGACAGAAGACCUUCUAUGGAAGGCCAAACUGGGACAAUGAGUUCAAGCAGCUAGCCGAAAAACAUCCUAGCAACAGUAUUGGAGUAUUCUUCUGUGGACCCAAGACUCUCUCUAAGAUCCUUCAAAAGAUGUGCAGCUCCUAUUCAUCAGUUGAUCCAAGAGGAGCUCAGUUUAACUACAAUGAAGAAAGUUUCUAGGCUGUACUUCUCAAUUCUGUAAUAGGUAUUACCAAGUUGUGCAUUUUUCCUCACCUUCUCCUGUCCUCUUCCCAUUCUGCAGCAUUCAGUCCAGAUGUUGAGAACUGUAAAUUGAAGCAGCUGCACUGACUUCAGCGGAAAAAUGCCAUCCUAUGCCAACUAAAGUUUUGGACCCUAUCCUUAGCCUUUCCUUCAAAGAACUGAAGGGCUGAUUCUUCAUUGCUUAGUCAAUGAUGCUGUGAAUCCAACCACACCUCUGUGAAAACAAAUACAAAUCACUAAACUUUAAAGAAAAAGGUGCAAGAAAAAUGGCCAUUUAGAUCUGUACAUUGCUAUUGUGUAUGAUCAAACUACUACUGCAGGCAAUACUAUCAUUCCUGCUGUUUAAAUCAUGUCCAGUUAUUCAAAGCAUUUUCCCUUCUGAUGUUCUGAUCUUGUACUUCUAGUCUCCUACUGAGCACACAUCUACAUUGUCUUUUGUGCCAUAGCAAUACUGCUUAAAUAUACACUUCCUAACAAAUUCCUUUUGACCUACCAAAGCAGACACCAUUUAAACCUGCCAUUUCUGCAGUGAUACUGGUGGUACAUGCAAUAAUCUAAUAUUUUCUGAAGGUUAAGUAGACUCCAGAAAUUUUUGCUCUCAGCAAAUGGAUCUCCUGAGACAGGCAACUGAAACUGAGGGAAAAAGUAACGUGUCCUUUAAAUGCCACACUGCUUCAUGGGCAUUGAAGAAUAGGCUUUAAAAUAUAUAGAUUCACAGAUUCAGAGAUAUCACAGGGUGGCUGAGGUGGGAAGGGA
Molecule: messenger RNA, 2502 nt
Organism: Cygnus atratus (black swan)
Lineage: Eukaryota; Metazoa; Chordata; Aves; Anseriformes; Anatidae
Gene: NOX3
Product: NADPH oxidase 3
Exons: 13
Coding region: 1-1704 (567 amino acids)
Biological process (GO): superoxide anion generation; defense response
Cellular component (GO): plasma membrane; NADPH oxidase complex
Molecular function (GO): superoxide-generating NAD(P)H oxidase activity
Source: RefSeq, a predicted model, not a curated record